Glarea lozoyensis ATCC 20868 is the source of this 432-nucleotide messenger RNA. RefSeq lists its product as uncharacterized. Bases 1 to 432 code for a protein of 143 amino acids. The record is from RefSeq and is a predicted model, not a curated record. The transcript is spliced from 2 exons. Lineage: Eukaryota; Fungi; Ascomycota; Leotiomycetes; Helotiales; Helotiaceae.
AUGUCUUGUUGUCGGAGAAAGGUGUUGAUGGGAAGGAAGAUGAUGAAGCCAAGAAGUCGAAGUCAAGUACCGUUUUUCGAACCAAAAGUACCGGUGCCAGAGUUGGGCAAAGAGUACUUUUGGUCGGGCCAAGAAGAUGAACUCAACACCAACAGGAGUACCGCGUCUAGAGCCAGAAGACCCGAUGUCAACCGGACAAGCAUUUUAAACAUCCAUUUUGUUCCGUGUGGUCCAGCCAAGAAGACGAAUUCAACACCAGCUCCAGCACCGUUGCCAGACUCCACGAGAAACAGAAAAUGCCCACAACCACCAGGAACAGGACCAUGUUUAGAGCACAAUGUACCGACGCCAGCCGCCAAACAAUUCGAAGCUUCUAUCUUCAGACUCAUCGUCAAGCCAAGAUACCGACCACAACACCGUCUUCAGCAGUAA